GUCAUCACGUCAUUCAAGUCGUAUCACAACACUGAACAUUAUCAUAGGUUCAUGUAGCUCAUGAUUCUCCCCCAAGUUGAAAUUUUGAGGAUGUAUCUACCGGUGUUUCGACUUCAACUUAUUCAACCCGGCAAUAGUUGCAUGUGGCCGUGGAAAUUUGUUUGACCCUGGGUCGGCCCUGAGCUCAACCUUGGCAACCUUGCUUUUUCCUGUCACGCAUGGAUGCUGUGGGUCUCGCGUCGGCGAUUGUCAGCUUGGUGGAACUUACGCACAUCAUUGUCAAGUAUCUCAAAGAUGUGAAAGAGGCGCCCAAAGAACGCGAUGAGCUUUCCAAGGAGCUGUCGAAUCUCACAAUCUAUCUGACGACGGUGAAUCAGCUCACCCAGGCGACGGCAGUAGAUGACCCCUGGCUCGUUACAGUGCGAAGGCUGUCGGAUACUUUUGCCCAACUGGGUGUGUUCCUCAGUGAUCUCAAGAAAAAGUUGGAGCCUGCGUCGGACAGUAUGGGAAAGAUGAAGCAGAGACUGCGGUGGAAAUUCAGUAAAGAGAGUGUGGAGGAUACUCUGAAGAAGAUAGAGAGGAUCAAGUCCUUGGUCAUUAUCCGUACAGCACGAUCAUACGAAUUUAUCUCGUGCAAUCAACGAAAUGUUGGCUACGGUUGACUCGAAGGUUGACGGUCUCGGACAGUACGAAGCGCAUCAAAUAUGACGUAAGCCGCAUAGACAGA
Messenger RNA from Desarmillaria tabescens, 727 nucleotides. RefSeq lists its product as uncharacterized. The record is from RefSeq and is a predicted model, not a curated record. The transcript is spliced from 2 exons. Lineage: Eukaryota; Fungi; Basidiomycota; Agaricomycetes; Agaricales; Physalacriaceae. The coding region runs from base 219 to 662 and encodes 147 amino acids.